CCUGUGACUGACUCGAAUCCGUGGACGCGUAUUGACCAGUGACUGAGGGGCAGGAAGACCACGCCCACAUCCAGAUGUCUCGUGUGUUGUUCCAGUACACUUUAGUUUGAGCAGAGUGCGGAUCAGAAAUCAACAGGAGGAAAGAAAAUACAAGUCAGUCAGCAACGCGCAGAUCUCUCUCCAUCAACACACUUUGUGUGGACCCGUGUUUCGGAAUUUGUCCUGUGUGGGUGUGUUUUUUCUUCUUCUUCUUCCGUGCGUGGUCAGUGGCGGAGUGAUGGAGUGACUCGGGCUGAGUGCGAUGCCCCUCCGGAGUGCUGCUGAGCCUCGAUCAGCGCGGAGCAGACAGGGAGCGGUCUGCCUUCACGUCCAACCUGACAGAAGACACACUUUGCCUCACAAGGGCUCUUUCUGGAAGGAAACACGCGUGGAAAAAGAAGAGCCCACUCAGGAUUAUUUGUUUUAGUCCGAAGGGGCGGAAUGGGGUAUGAACGCUGUGCGCACUGAGGUCGGGUCCAGAUUGAGAAGAGCGCAAACUGCAGUAAAUUGAAAUCGAUCCGUUGGACUCAUUUUAAUGUGAAGCAGCAGAGACUGUUUGUCCUCUCGUCCCCCUCCUCUCACCUCCAACAUGACUUCACUGUCGGGGACCAAGGAGAGGUCUGUGAGCAGCAGGAGCCGAAAAUAUGGGAUGCCUGACACCUCCCCGACCAAAUCUGCCUCAUUUUUUCCGGAAACAUGGUACCGAAAGGCCUAUGAGGACACCACCCGCUCAACCACACGCCCUGCCCCUGAGGGUGCCGGCUCCAUGCCCAGCUCCACAGGCACACCAUCCCCGGGGUCAGGGAUCUCAUCACCUGGGUCCUUCUCUGGAUCUCCAGGAACCAUCUCUCCGGGGAUUGGGACUGGAUCACCGGGCUCUCUAGGUGGCUCCCCAGGCUUUGGGACAGGAUCACCAGCAUCAGGCAGUGGAAGUUCCCCGGGUAGUGAAAGAGGGAUAUGGUGUGAGAACUGCAAUGCCAGACUGACAGAGUUAAAAAGACAAGCACUGAAACUGCUCAUCCCUGGACCUUACUCUACCAAGGAUCCAUCCUUCUCUCUCCUCCUACACGACAAGCUUCAGGUGCCCAACAGUUCUCGGCGUGCGUGGAACGAACGUGACAGUCGCUGUGAUGUCUGCACCACUCACCUCACUCAGCUCAAACAGGAAGCUGUUCGCAUGGUCCUCACCCUUGACCAGUGGGAUUUGUCUCCCACCUCUUCACUACCCACCCUGGGUGGACGAUAUGUCUCUCAAGGAACUCGGGGGCUGAUGGGGGCAUCGGCAGCACAAGGUGCUCCUGGAUCACAAGACUGGCCUCCUCCCUUUCCUCCUUCAUCUUCCUCAUUGGCUGCGGCUGCUGUCUCACACCCCCCUCACCCAUCCUCACAUUCACUUUCCUCAAGCCCCAGCCAGACUCCAACAUCCAGUCCUAGCCAUGGGCCAUCCAACCCCAGUCAUGGGAGUCCUACAAUUAUGCAAAUAUCCAGCUCUGUAGCUACAAACCUACAAACUCCAGGCUUAGGACACAGGCUAGGGUCCAAGCCCAGCUCACUGGGGCUGGGAGCAGGCGUGGACAGAAGGAAUGGUUCCCCCUGUGGUGGCAAAUCAGCAACUGCAUCCCAACAGCCAGCCGGGACUGGUGUGAACAGUCCAGGCAUUAAUAGCGCUAACAGCAGUAAUAACGGGAAUACAGCAGCUCUCCAGGCUCAUCAGCAUGUCAACCGAAAUACGGGAGGAGUUGCUCUCUAUCCGUAUCAGAUUUCACAGAUGGUCUCCGAGGUUUCCAGAGACGUGCUAAGCGAAGUAGCACUGAACUGCUACAACUCAAACUCUCCUUCACACACAAACGUUCCCUCUCACACUCCAGCCGGAACUACAGCGGCACUGACCACCACCUCUGCCGCUGCCUCUUUUUUUGCCAGAGCUGCACAAAAGUUGAACCUGGCAUCCAAAAAGAAGAAAAAGACCUCUGCAGUCACACCUCCAGUGACAUCAUCACAGUCAUGUGAUCCUCCUCUGUUCCCUACCAACUUUAGCUCUGCCUUGUUGAUGGCUCCGCCCCCAGCACCACCUUGCCUGCUCCGUGCAGCCAAUAAGAUCAAAGACACCCCAGGACUUGGAAAGGUGAAGGUCAUGAUGCGUGUUUGCCCCGUGUCUCAGUCCGAUGCAGCAGAGUCCAGUUCUUUCCUUAAAGUGGAUCCCAGGAAGAAGCAAAUCACUAUCAUGGACCCUUUAGCCAAUCAAGCACCGAGCACCACCUCACAGAAAAGGGCAGGAGCCAAUCAGGUCCCUCCAAAGAUGUUUACCUUUGAUGCUGCGUUUCCUCCUGAUGCAUCACAGGCGGAGGUGUGUGCAGGAACAGUUGCUGAAGUGAUUCAGUCUGUGGUGAACGGAGCAGACGGCUGCGUCUUCUGCUUUGGACACUCCAAGCUCGGGAAGUCCUACACCAUGAUCGGCCGUGAUGACUCUCUUCAGACUCUGGGUAUUAUCCCCUGUGCCAUCUCCUGGUUGUUUAAACUCAUCAAUGAGAGGAAGGAGAAAACAGGAGCGCGCUUCUCUGUGCGUGUGUCUGCAGUGGAGGUUUGGGGCAAAGAGGAAAAUCUGAAGGAUUUGCUGUCUGAAGUAGCAACAGGCAGUUUGCAGGACGGACAAUCACCUGGAGUCUAUCUGUGUGAAGACCCUAUCUGUGGCAUGCAGCUCCAGAACCAGUCUGAACUGCGUGCUCCAACGGCAGAGAAAGCAGCCUGGUUUUUGGAUGCAGCCAUAGCAGCUCGCCACAGCAGCCAGCGUGCCAACACCACCGAGGAAGAACACAGGAACUCACACAUGCUUUUUACAUUACACAUUUACCAGUAUCGCAUGGAGAAGACAAACAAAGGAGGCAUAUCUGGAGGUCGCAGUCGCCUCCAUCUCUUGGAUCUGGGCAGCUGUGAUGUCAAAGUACUUGGAGGAGGAGGAGGGAAGAGCCGGGACAACCCUUCACCCAACUCCACCCCUCUGUGCCUUUCACUGUCUGCCCUCGGAAACGUUAUCCUGGCUCUCGUUAAUGGGAGCAAACACAUCCCGUACAAGGACAGCAAACUGACCAUGUUGCUAAGAGAGUCGCUAGGCAACAUGAACUGCCGGACCACGAUGAUUGCUCACAUCUCUGCCUCACCCAGGGAUUUCUCAGAAACCCUUUCCACCAUCCAGAUAGCAUCCCGCGUCCUCCGCAUGAAAAAGAAGAAAACGAAAGUGAAUGUGCAAUACACCUCCAGCUCCUCUGGAGGGGAGAGCUCCUGCGAGGAGGGCCGCAUGCGGCGCCCAACUCACCUCCGACCCUUCCAUCACCGCAGUGACACCGACUCUGAACUUCCACUGCUGCGGCUUUCCACCGACCCUGACGAAUACUCGAGCAGUGAGCAGUCAUGUGACACGGUGAUCUAUGUGGGCCCAAACGGUGCGGCGGUGUCGGACAGAGAGCUGACAGACAAUGAGGGGCCACCAGAGUUUGUGCCAAUUAUUCCUGCUUUGCUCGGAGGGAAACUUUCAGAAACGCAAAAUCAAAGUCACACCAUGGGAGCGCAGAACAAGAUGCAGCCUGAGAGCCAGGAGCAGCCCGGGGUCCCCACGCAGUCACUCAUUGGGCAGCCAUUGGCCCCCGUCCCAGAGGAAGGAGCAGAGUGCCUCAAGUGCAACACCUUCGCCGAGCUGCAGGAAAGACUGGACUGCAUCGAUGGCAGCGAGGAGGUGGCAAAGUUCCCCUUUGAAGAAGUUCCAGUGAGCAAACAAGGUUCCAAACAGGAUUCAGCUUCUACUCCUCCUGCUGUCCUGCCAUCAGCUCCUUCCGCUCCUAGUUUGGACAGAGACACGAAACCAGACUCUGCGUGUGAUGGAGACAGUGGGGUGCAGUUCUCCUCAGCUGUGGCCUCCAGGAGGAGGACCAAUGACCAGCAGCUGCAGGAGAUCAAGGAGGUGGUGGAGGAGGCCGAGCUGGCCCAGACAAUGAUCCACAGCUUGGCUCGGAGCUCUGUUUCCUCCAUAGUUAACGGUACCAGGUGUGUGCCAGGCAGCACCAGCACUACUAACCUUCUGCACAGGGCCAACAGCACCCACAUCCACAGCAGUCAGGAGAGUGUGAAUUUCAACUGUAACAUGGAAGGGAAAUCACGCCCAAUAGGAUCGCCUCGGCUCGGCAUCGCCAGCCUCACCAAAACCUCAGAGUAUAGACCGCCAUCGUCACCAUCCCAAAGGUGUAAAGUGUAUACACAGAAAGGCGUGAUGCCGGCCACUCCCUCUCUGUCCUCACACACUCUGGCUCAGGACAUCCAGAUGUCCGAUGCUUUAACUUCAGACAACAGUUUGGCUGCAGACAGUUUGGCUGCAGACAGUGGCCGUUCAUCCACAGAGUCCCUCCUGUCGAGGACGCCUCCUGUGGGCAUGAGCCCACAGGUCAGAGAGCCAACUCCAUCUCUGUCUGCCAGCCAUGGCUCCGCUGAGACACUCUGUGAUGAUGACGUCCCACCGAUACCCUUGGACACACACAGAGAGGCUUCAGCACCUACCAGUGCAGUCAGGCCUCUCUCUCUGGCUAACAAUGACCCAGUGUGUAUGGUGACAUCAGCACAGAAAGAGGACUUUGAUGUCGGCGCUCUUGUAGAGGCCCAGAGCCCAAAUUGUCGACCGAUGAGCAUCAUCAGCUUCAACAGUGACUGCUGCGCUGUUGGGGUCCUGACCUCGAGCUGUCACCCCACCGGCAGCACUGCAGAGAUUAGAGCUGUGGAGGAUUAUCACACGUCUGCCGGUGCUGCUUCAGGAGUUACAGAGGUAGUUGCCAUGGCAGAGGUUGCCAUGGCCAAGUUGCGGCUAGAAGGUGAAGCUUUAUCUUCAGCGGUGUCCAACUGUGGUUCACCGGUCUCCUCCUGGCUCAGUGACCUGAGUGUGAGCAGUGAAGCAGACCAGUCUCUUCACAGCUUCAGCCAGUCCCAGAGCCAGCAAGGAGAGGCCAUGGCAGAACCUGAUUUCAACCACAGUCUUUCAUUUGGACCAGAUGAACUGAGUUGUUAUAAAACCUGUGACAUCCAGCGAAAAGAGAGUUUGGAUAGAGAGAUGGUAUUGUCAGAGAAUGGGAGCGAGAAGGAAAUUCCAAUCAAAGAGAAACUGAACAAACUCCCUCCGUCAAUGGAUAAAACUGGCAUCCAAUCUUUUGGAGGACCUUGUAAUCUUUCUCUCUUCAAGACGGCUAUCAGCGUCCACCCAUGGGGGGUUGAUAAGCCCAUGAUCAUACAGGAUCACACUGUUCUGGCUUCACCGUCUGAGGCCAACCUGGUCAGAGACCCAGUCAAAUUCAGUUCUCCACAAUUAGCUUCCACUGACUUGAGCUUUGAUGAUCCCUGGUUGAAGCGUGAUGUGGAGGAGGGAAUCAAGGAACCUAUGUCUGAUGUGAAGACAGACAGGAGCCACCAAGUUGGCCAAAUCCAUAUGGCAGGAGAGACUAGAGCUGGGAUUGGGGACCACCAAAGCUUCUGCAAUGAUGGUGGGGAUUGUAUAAUUUCCAGUUCAGGUGGUGAAGUGGUCUUCUCUCCAGAUUCUUCUAAAAGAGUGGUAGAUGGUUGUGAGAUGGUUGUUGUUGUUGCCCAAGGAGAAUGUGUGACUAAUAACUACAGUUCAGACCACCGCACUUCUAGUCUACCCCGAGGAUGGGAUCAUGUCAACCGUCAUGAUGGAUUAGAUAAUGGAGUCGAAUACCGGAAUCUUGGGGUCACCACUUCAACUCCCUGCAGUCCUCGAGCUACACUUGAUCGACAAGGAUCAAAUGGAAAACAAGGAUUCUUCUCUCAUAAGAGGGGAGGAAUCCCACCUCUACCACCAAUACGGAAGUCUAGUCUUGACCAGCGGAACAGAGCAUCAGGUGCCCUAGACAGCCUACUUCACCAACCCAUCCAAGGGCUGUCAUCAGUGGGAAGCUCAGUAGAUGAUGCAGAAGUGUCUGGAAGCAGCUGUGGGAGUGUUGCCAGACAACGAGGCUCCAGCAUAGAUAGCAGCAAGCUUUUCAGUGCCAAGCUGGAACAGCUGGCAAACAGAACCAACUCUUUAGGCCGGGCCCACAGCUCCCACAGUGGUUCUUCCCACUAUGACUGCUUUUCAUUGGAAAGGGGAGAGAGCCUGAGAGGGGGAGGCGGAGGGGGAAAAGGGGAUGGCACCAUGCCCCGUACUGGGCGCAGCUUGACCCGUGGUGGGUCACUGACUUCUCCCAUUGGAUAUGGUAAUACCAACAGCGCCAGUUUCUGUGGCUGUCCUGGUUCAAGCAGUGCUCCACAGUCACCGGCCAAAGCUGGCGGACAGUCCAAGAUCUCAGCAGUCAGUAAGCUGCUGAUGACCAGCAGUCCCAAAACACGGAGUCUCUCCACCUCCAGUACCAAGUCCCUGAGUUUCUCAACCAAAUCUCUAACCCAAAGCUCCAGCCGAAGCUCCAGCCUUCCUCCUAAUGGAAAGCCUCAAAACUCAGUUCAAGGUCCUGUGCAGCCACAAGGACCAUCCCCUGGUUCUUGGGCUACCCAGUCUUUAAGUCGUAAUCGGGGUGGUAACCUGGCUGCAAAGCUGCCUCUCCGGGCUGUCAACGGUCGAAUCUCAGAACUCCUCCAGGGAAACACAGGUUCCCGUUCCAGAAGUCAUCCUCAGGGAAGAGGCACAGAUCCUGCAGAGGAGAGAGGAGUAGGAGGUAUAGGUAGUGCGGGACUUGGAGGAGGAAGUGUUCCAGUGGAAGACAGGACAGCAGCGGUCCAGCCUUUGCCAUCGCCUUACAGCAAGAUCACAGCACCCAGGAAACCACAGCGCUGCAGCAGCGGGCACGCCAGCGACAACAGCAGUGUACUAAGCGGUGAGCUCCCCCCAGCCAUGGGGAAGACGGCACUGUUUUACCACAGCGGAGGCAGCAGCGGGUAUGAGAGCAUGCUGAGAGACAGCAGUGAGAACACGGGCAGCACCUCCUCUGCUCAGGACUCCCUCAGUGAGCACAGCUCAGCCACCGCCUCCUCCAGGAGGAGCUCCAAGAGCAGCAAGAAGAGCAGGAGUAACACAGGCCUGCAGCGUCAUCGACUGAUCCCAGCACUGACCUUGGACUCCUCAUCUUCCACAACAUCUCACCGCUCCUCCAAACUGACCAUCACAUCCUCAUCUUCUUCUUCCUCUAGCCCAGGUGCAUGCUGGGUCGAUGGCCCUCUGGGGCCCCACGCUUCCCCUACCCACCGUGGCACUGCUGCAAUGACAGAAACCUUUGAGAUCACAGUGUACGAGAUAGAUGACGUGGAGCGAUUGCAGAGAAGGAGAGAGAAAGGAGGAAAUAAGGAUGCGGUACGUGUCAGCGCCAAGCUGCGCCUGUUGGAACACCGUCAGCAGCGCAUCAGUGAAGUCAGAGCCCGGUACCAGUGCCUGAAGAAAGAACUGGAACAAACCAAACAGUACCUGAUGCUGGAGCCACACAGAUGGACCACAGAAUUUGAGCUUCAGCAGGUCUAUGAAGUGGACUCACUGGAGUAUUUGGAAGCUCUGGAAACAGUGACGGACAAACUGGAGACCAGAGUGAACUUCUGUAAAGCUCAUCUCAUGAUGAUUACCUGCUUCGAUGUGUCCUCCAGACAUCGGUAGACACACUGCCAGCAGGAAGAUGAUGGAUGGCAUCUGAACCUUCACCACCUGAACAAACCCAUUUUGAAAAUCAAUGAAAUAUAAACAACUGAUUGGAUGAAUCAAUAGAUGGAAGGAGAGAAGAAAGGCUGGACUGGUCAGAUGUUAUCCUCCAGAUGGAAGUUGGCAGAAGGAUGGAUAGAUGGGAAGUAGAAGGAUGAAUUGAGUAACUAAGACAAAAGUGUCCUCGGAUUUUAGGGCUGGAAACAGGCUUAGAAACAGAAACAAAUGGACAAAACAGUGAGAGAACCACGGCCAAAAGGCUGUGAGCCUACGACCAUACAGACUGAACAAAUGUCCUGAUGGAAAAACAGACUGAAGAUUGUCUGAAGACAAACAACAGCGACAGAAACUAGUGUCAUAUUGUGAAGUUUUGGAAGAACCAAGAAGCAUUCUGUCUUCUUGACUGGCUGUAAAUAGAGAAUGUAUGAAGAAUGAAUGUUCAAGUGCCUUUUGAACACUUUUACAAAACCAGUUCUGUUUCUCUUUGACUUUCUGUACAUGCAGUCUGGUGCUAGCGUAAUCUAGCGAGGAGAAACAAACAAACAACCAGUGUCCUUGGAAAACAUUUCAAUUUAUUGCCAUUUCUAAAUGUGCUGUUUUACUGUCUUUAGUGUUUACAUGAUAAACUGUGUUUGAACUGUCUUUUGUAAGGUGAUAACUGACAUUUCUCUGCCUGCAUCAACAUAACUGUUGGUUUUUGUGAUAAUAAUGUUUUAAAAAAAGCCAAACAUGUUGGCACAGCUGACCUGGAUUUAUGGUGUGUGUGUGUGUGUGUGUGUGUGUGUGUGUGUGUGUGUGUGUGUGUGUGUGUGUGUGUGUGUGUGUGUGUGUGUGUGUGUGUGUGUGUGUGUGUGUGUGUGUGUGUGUGUGUGUGUGUGUGUGUAUCGGGGGCCUUUUUCUCUUGAUGUUUUUAAACUCUAUUUUUAUUUCAGAUCUGAACUUUGACCUUCUGGGGCAUACAUAAUGCAGAUGUGACGACUUUUUGUGAAAUCUAUUCACUGACUUAACUGUUUUUUCAAGUAUUUGUAACUGUGUUGUUCUGCUCUAUUCUU
Molecule: messenger RNA, 8760 nt
Organism: Thalassophryne amazonica
Lineage: Eukaryota; Metazoa; Chordata; Actinopteri; Batrachoidiformes; Batrachoididae
Gene: kif26ba
Product: kinesin family member 26Ba
Exons: 28
Coding region: 629-7666 (2345 amino acids)
Biological process (GO): microtubule-based movement
Molecular function (GO): ATP binding; microtubule motor activity; microtubule binding
Source: RefSeq, a predicted model, not a curated record